This is a messenger RNA of Volvox carteri f. nagariensis, 1092 nucleotides long. RefSeq lists its product as uncharacterized. Gene Ontology annotation, molecular function: hydrolase activity, acting on ester bonds. NCBI's taxonomy places the organism in Eukaryota, Viridiplantae, Chlorophyta, Chlorophyceae, Chlamydomonadales, Volvocaceae. The transcript is spliced from 6 exons. Bases 1 to 1092 code for a protein of 363 amino acids. The record is from RefSeq and is a predicted model, not a curated record.
AUGGAGGACGACGACCUGCUCGUCAGUUUCGGAGUCAGCGACGCGCAUUGCCAUCCGCAGGACGACCCAGUCGCGUGCGCUUCCGGGCUGGCUGCUGUAUCCAAAUGUCGCUAUCUUGCGGCCAUGGGCACCCGCUUGGAGGACUGGGAGGCGGUGGAGGAGCUAGCCGUCAGGGAGCCCGACAAGGUAAUACCCUGCUUCGGAGUGCACCCCUGGUUCGCGCACCUCCACGCCCUGGACCAGGCAGCUGCAGCGCCCGCAGACCCCUCCCUGCCGGCGCCGCUGCCGCUGCUGCUGGACUGUCCCGCCAACGGCAAGGACCACCCCUCCCGCCACCCCGACCUGAUGCCCCGUCUGGCCCCCCUCCCCCCCGCCACCUGGUUCCCCCGCCUGAGGGCGCUGCUGGAGCGAUAUCCCCAGGCUGUGGUGGGGGAGUUCGGGUUGGACCGGGUGGCGGUGGUGCCGGGAACCCGGCUGCAGCCCUCCUGGAGUCACCAGCUGGCUCUCACCGAGCUGCACCUGAGACUGGCUUCGGAGCUUGGCCGCCCCGCCUCCCUCCACUGCGUGCAGGGUUACGGCCACCUGCAGGACAUGAUGCGGAGGUUGGGGCCGGAGGGGUUUCCGCCCAAGGUCAUGCUGCACAGCUACGGCGGCAGUGUGGAUCUGAUCCGCGGUUUCACGAAGCUGCCCGGAGGCGUGGGGGAGAGGGUCUACUUCAGGCGGGUGGACUGCCUUCCGCCUACACGACGGUUCCUUAAGUCCACACUACAUGCACGUGCCCCCACCCCCACCCCCACCCCCACGCGGUGUUUGCCUGCGGCAGUUUCUCCUCCGUCAUCAAUGGCCGAGCUCGCGACAAAACUGUUGGAGCGGCUCCGCGCCGCCCCCCUGGAGCGUCUGUUGGUAGAGAGCGACCAGUGCAGUCCCCGGAGGGUGGACUCCGGGCUGCGGGACAUUCUAGAAGCGGUGGCGGAGGCGAGGGGCAUAUCCCUUGAGCAGGCGGCCGCCGCCACCUCCGAGAACUUCCGAACCUUCUACGCCACCAGCUUGGAACGCAUGGGGCGGGGGGAGGGGAAGGGGGAAAGGCGGUAG